This is a messenger RNA of Onychostoma macrolepis, 1566 nucleotides long. RefSeq names its product B-cell receptor CD22-like. The record is from RefSeq and is a predicted model, not a curated record. Lineage: Eukaryota; Metazoa; Chordata; Actinopteri; Cypriniformes; Cyprinidae. The transcript has 12 exons. The coding region runs from base 1 to 1566 and encodes 521 amino acids.
AUGUCAGCCAGAAUGGCUCCUCCUCUUCCUCUGAUCUCUGUGCGCAUGAUUCACAGGGUUUCUAGUACUGGUUGGGGUGUGAGUUACAGUCAUUCACACAUCUGUGCUCUAAAGAACUCAUCAGUGAUAAUGAACUGCAAUUAUACAUACCCUACUGGACGCCAGAUCAUGAAAGUGUUCUGGACCAAAAACCCUGUAAAGGGUAAAGAUACUCCAGAUCUGUCUGAGGACCCUGAAUACAGUCAGAGGCUUCAGUAUCUGGGAAAUAAACAGCAGAACUGCACCAUCAGACUGAGUCAUGUGACACAGAAAGAUUCACACGAGUACCAUUUCAGAUUCACUACUAAUCUAACAGAAAGAAGAUGGACUGGUUAUCCAGGAGUGAAUCUUACUGUCACAGAUCUUCAGGUGGAGUCUCCUGAGAGAGUGACAGAGGGAGAUUCAGUCCGUCUGACAUGUAAAAGCAGCUGCGCUCUGACUGAAGGAGCAACAUUCAUCUGGUACAGAAACUCACAGCCAUUAACUGAGAGAAGAGACAGAAACAAUCAACUCCUGCUGCAGUCAGUCAGAAGAGAGGAUGCAGGCAGAUAUAGCUGUGCUCUACAUGGACACACUUACAUCUCUCCUGCUGUUCAGCUCAGUGUCACGUAUGCACCAAAGAGUGUCUCAGUGUCCAUCAGUCCAUCUGGUGAAAUAGUAGAAGGAGAUUCAGUGACUCUGAGCUGCAGCAGUGAUUCAAACCCACCUGCAGAAAUCAGCUGGUUUAAAGGAGAAACGUUUGUAGGAUCUGGAAGAAUCUACAGCAUCUCAAAGAUCAGCUCUGAUCACAGUGGAGAAUACAAGUGCAAGUCCAGAAAUAAACAUGGAGAGAAAUACUCUGAUGCUGUGACUUUAAACAUCAUGUAUCCUCCCAGGAACGUCUCAGUGUCCAUCGUUCAGUCAGGUCAGUUCUGGGAGAGAGAUUCAGUGACUCUGAUCUGCAGCAGUGAUUCAAACCCACCUGCAGAAAUCAUCUGGUUUAAGGAGAAUCAAAGCUCAGCCGUUGGAUCUGGACAGAGUUUCAGUGCACUACAGAGUGGACGCUUCUACUGUGAGAUGAAUCAUUCCAGACCUGAUCAUAACAGACGUACAGCUCAUGUGGAGUCGACUGAACCUUUGUAUGAGAAAAUGAAUGAUUCCAGACCUCAUGAUGAGAAACUCAAUGUUUGUGAUAUUGAGAUGACUGAACCUGUGUAUGAGAAUACAAUGAUGAAUCAUUCCAGACCUGAUCAUAACAGACGUACAGCUCAUGUGGAGUCGACUGAACCUUUGUUUGAGAAAAUGAAUGAUUCCAGACCUCAUGAUGAGAAACUCAAUGUUUGUGAUAUUGAGAUGACUGAACCUGUGUAUGAGAAUACAAUGAUGAAUCAUUCCAGACCUGAUCAUGACAGACGUACAGCUCAUGUGGAGUCGACUGAACCUUUGUUUGAGAAAAUGAAUGAUUCCAGACCUCAUGAUGAGAAACUCAAUGUUUGUGAUAUUGAGAUGACUGAACCUGUGUAUGAGAAUACAAUGGUGGUAUUGUAA